Juglans microcarpa x Juglans regia is the source of this 1633-nucleotide messenger RNA. RefSeq names its product programmed cell death protein 2. Bases 154 to 1437 code for a protein of 427 amino acids. NCBI's taxonomy places the organism in Eukaryota, Viridiplantae, Streptophyta, Magnoliopsida, Fagales, Juglandaceae. The transcript has 11 exons. The record is from RefSeq and is a predicted model, not a curated record. Gene Ontology annotation, cellular component: cytoplasm.
CAUUUAGGACCUCUCCGGUGACCAUCGAAGGCCGCCGGACGCCACCAAGACGUUCUCUCUCUCCACCGUGAGUGCCGCCGUCCUCGCACCCCAAGCACGGUGUCAUUCCCUUGCACCCUAAGACUCUCUGAGAUCAUUAAAAGUGAAGCUGAAAUGGAUGAGGAACCGGAUGGUACUGAGAAUUGUGUCUUUUUGGGAAUGCAAAAGGGCCUCCGAAUCUCCUCGCUUGAUGGCGACGACGGAGAAGAAGAACAACUGCCACCACAGCAGCAGCUAGAAGUAUUUGCUGCGUAUGAAGAAGAAGACGACGAAGAAGAAGAAGAAGAUUUCGUGAUUUUAGGCUUUCUUGAGAAGCCUAAGAAUCGCUGGUCCCUUCUCCGUCAAAUGUUUCCUAGCAAGGCUGGAGGCGUACCGGCUUGGUUGGAUCCGGUGAAUUUACCAUCAGGAAAAUCUUCUCUCUGUGAUAUAUGCAGAGAACCUUUGCAGUUCCUGCUUCAGGUUUAUGCACCAAUUGAGAAAGAAUAUGCAUUUCAUCGGUCAUUAUUUGUUUUCAUGUGUUCAUCGAUGAACUGUCUUCUUCGGGAUCAACAUGAGCAAUGGAAACGCCACCCAGAGAAGCCAUCCAGAAGUGUGAAGGUUUUCCUAUGCCAACUGCAUCAAUUUAAUCCUUUUUACUCAAGCGAGCCCCCACGACAUGAUGGGACUGAAAAACCUUCUGUAACUGGAGCCGCACUUUGUAGUUGGUGUGGUACCUGGAAAGGAGAUAAGCUGUGUAGCGGUUGCAGGACUGCUCGUUAUUGCUCAGAGAAACACCAAGUCAUGCAUUGGCGCUCUGGUCAUAAGACUGAUUGUGCACGGAUUAACAGUUCUUCUCAAUCAUUUGAUGCCCCUAAUAGAAAUGAAACUACUCCAGCAAAUUUUCAAAAAGUUGCAAGCAACACUCUAUGGCCAGAAUUUGAGAUGAUAAUUGAGAAUGAAAGUGAAUUCAGCACAGAAAUGAUUGAGGAUAAUGCCAGUACUAAUUCAUUGAUCUCUAAGGGCAAAAUAGAUGGCGCGAUGAAGUCGUUGUUGGACACUUUUGAGGGCGACGAUGAGAGGAAAAGUUGGGCCUCUUUUCAAGAGUGCAUAGCCAAGGCCCCUGAACAGGUGUUAAGGUAUUGCAGGGAUGGUAGUGCAAAACCUCUAUGGCCCAUGUCAAGUGGCCGGCCAUCAAAAGCUGACAUUCCGAACUGCAAAUACUGUUGUGGUCCUCUGUGUUUUGAGUUUCAGAUAUUACCUCAGCUGCUGUAUUACUUUGGUGUGAAGAAUGAUGUUGACUCUCUUGAUUGGGCGACUCUCGUUAUAUAUACUUGUGAAGCCUCUUGUGAGGGAAGUCUUGCUUACAAAGAGGAAUACACUUGGGUUCAACUCUCUUCACAAUCUGCUACUGUACCUUGAUGGUGUAUUUUGACCGAUUUCCACCCGUCUAUUUCUUUAUAUUAUAGCUCUGCUCUUUUGCUGAAAAGUUGAGAAGAAAAAAGCGUUGGUAUUUACUCCAUCAAGCAACAAGACGAUCAUGUAUAUCGACAUUGAAUUUUGAUCUGUUUAGAAGGUGAGAUUUUUCCACAAAAUAUAUUGGUAACUGUUUCGUGUC